CAGACUCAGUCACGAUGGAAUCGCCGACCGAGAACGUGGAAUUCAAAUCCUACAAGCGCAAAUGGGGAAUUCUGGCUCUCUUCACAAUUAUCUGCAUGUGCAAUGGCACGCAAUGGUCUCAAUAUUCAGUCGUCGGGAAAGUGUUUGCCUUUUACUACAAUGACGCGGAUUUAUAUGCAAUCUACUGGACGAACUGGAUAUAUUUCAUAAGCACUUUUUUCCUCAUUCUGCCCGCCACCUGGCUGAUUAAUUUAAAAGGUCUCCAAGUGGCCAUAACUUUGGCGAUGGUCUUGAACUGCGUUGGUACUUGGAUUAGACUGUUAUCAAUCGAUCCAGAAUUAUUUUGGGUGGCCCUUUUGAGCCAAACGUUGAUCUCAAUCAGCCGGGUUUUCGUUGUGAGCACUCCCAUAGUGCUAGCAGUGACCUGGUUCAAGCCAAAUCAGGUAGCCAGUGCCUGCGCCAUUGGAAUUGCAGGCUUCCAGCUUGGAAACGGACUGGGAAUAUUAAUAUCAGAUGCGGUUAUUCACGAAAGCGUACGGAAAUACGAAAUUGAGUACGAGAUGUCGUAUCUAUAUUGGUCCACGGCGAUCGCUCAUUCCAUUGUGCUACUAUUAGUAUUCAUCUUAUUUCGAAGUGCCCCUUUAACGCCGCCGAGCAAAGUUGAGGCUGAAAAAUCUAAUUUAAUGGAAAAGAAAGGAAUAUUUCAUUCCAUUAAAAGCCUACUGAGCAAUACAAAAUUCGUGACAUUAUUAACAAUCUCUGGAAUCAACCAGGCAGUUUUUUAUUACACUGUCUUUGGCAUGAGGUAUAUGGGAGAUUCUGCGGAGGGAAUUGAAGAAAAAUAUGCAGUUACUUUAUCCGCGACGAUGGUCCUCUCUGGAGCACUGGGAGCAAUUGUAUGUGGAGUGAUUUUUGAUAGGACAAAGAAAUUGCAGAUUUUCAGCUUUGUUAUCUACGCUAUUUCAGCACUGGCAAUGAUGGUGUUUUGCCUAUUGUCUUCCAAAAUUCGAAGAUUUAACAUCAUCUUCCUAUACAUUAACGCUGGAAUUUUGGGAUUUUCUUUGGUUGGUUACAUGCCAAUGGCAUACAGAUAUGCUACUGAGCUCGUCUAUCCUGAACUCGAGGCCAAUUCGUCCGCUGUUUUUACUAUGGGAUCAACUUUUUUAACGUUUGUGUUAGGUUCAAUAUUCGUAUUAUUUUACCAAAUUGAAUAUUACCACCCAAAUUAUAUUUGCUGGUGGAUGAGCGGAGCUCUAAUAAUAGGUUGUAUCUUUCUUGCGUCUAUUUUUGUCAGUAUUAAUCGUGCUCGGCGCGUUUAAGUUAAAAGAUAAAAAAAUUUAAGAUCAAUA
Messenger RNA from Neocloeon triangulifer, 1349 nucleotides. RefSeq lists its product as uncharacterized. The record is from RefSeq and is a predicted model, not a curated record. Lineage: Eukaryota; Metazoa; Arthropoda; Insecta; Ephemeroptera; Baetidae. Gene Ontology annotation, cellular component: membrane. Gene Ontology annotation, biological process: transmembrane transport; heme export. The transcript is spliced from 7 exons. Gene Ontology annotation, molecular function: heme transmembrane transporter activity; heme binding. The coding region runs from base 15 to 1319 and encodes 434 amino acids.